Molecule: messenger RNA, 2061 nt
Organism: Neomonachus schauinslandi (Hawaiian monk seal)
Lineage: Eukaryota; Metazoa; Chordata; Mammalia; Carnivora; Phocidae
Product: O-acyltransferase like protein-like
Exons: 15
Coding region: 1-2061 (686 amino acids)
Molecular function (GO): acyltransferase activity, transferring groups other than amino-acyl groups
Source: RefSeq, a predicted model, not a curated record
AUGAUGGUCCUGGCUUUAUUAUUUUGUCUUCUGUCUUUUCUGUUUCAAUUACCUUUUGUGUUGCCCGCAGGAAACAUUUCUCUCAAAUGCAUGCAAGACACCGAUGAAUUCCUUUCCGAUUUGAAUUCAGUGGAGCCCAAAGAAUACGCUCUAAGAAUGUACGACUCCGUCGGGAAGCUGGGGAGCAACGUUCUUAACGGAAACGUGGACAGGCUGGGAUCGUACAGUGAGUGCCUCUCCACGCACGCUCCCUCGGGGGGCUUCCAAGGGCAGUAUUGCAAGCUGCAUGUCCUGCAGGAUGGAGCCGAAUACAGCGUGGGUGUGUGUGUCCCUGAUUCUUGUGCCGAAAAGGAUGUGACUGUGAUGUCUCAGUUGGAUAUUUUAAGAUUCAGAAAUACUUCAUUUUUGGCCCCUUCUCUUUCUCUCUUUACAAUAAAUUCUUCCUCCUCAUCUGGCGUGGUUGUGGCUAGAUGCGCUACUGGAAUGUUCCCCUUCGACACCUUUGUUGCCGUGUGUCUGUGCCUCACCUUGCUGGGCAUCGUCCUGCCCCUGGCCGGGACUGUCUACGUGGCAUUCAGGGGGAGGGGGUCUGACGACAGGGCGCCACCCACCCCUCCGGCCCCUGACAGGAGUCUGCCUUUGAGAGAGACACAGAGGACUGAACCGAGAAGCAGAGCGGGUUGCCCGGCCCAUCUCUCACUAUCAGGAACCCCAAGCAGAGGAAAAAGAUUUUUAGGAGCCGUGGAGCAUGCUCUGACAUGCUUUUCUUGGCAGAAGAAUGUGCCGGCCAUCUGGACAACAGAGACUCCAGGGAGCCCGUGCUCUGUGCUGAACGGCAUCCGGGUUCUGAGUCUCCUCUGGAUCAUGUCGGGGCACACCAGUCAGAUGACUGCAUGGCUGUCUUUGGAUAACGUGCUCGAGUGGAAAACCAGAGUGCCUAAAAACCCACUGUACCUUUGUUCUCGGAGCGGCCCGUUCUAUCUUGGGGUUGACACAUUCUUCCUGGUCAGUGGCUGGUUAAGUGCAAGGUCGUUUUUAAAGAUACAUCAGAAUUCAGACAAAGGAACAACCCUCAGAGUCAUACUCAGAUACGUCCUCAGCCGCCUUACAAGAUUGCAGCCUCUCCACCUGUAUUCCGUGUGCCUGUUGGUUGGCUUGUUCUCUCUUGUUCCCUGGGGACCUGUCUGGGACGUGCCCAAGUUCCACCUGGAUAACUGCCGGCAGGCGUGGUGGACAAAUCUGCUGUUGCUCAAUAAUUUCCUGUCGGUCCGAAACGCGUGUAAUGGCUGGUCGUGGUACCUCGCCAACGACUUUCAGUUCCAUCUCACCACGCCGGCGAUCGUCCUCAUCCACGGAAAAAGUAAACAUGUCCUUGUCCUCCUCGGGGCCAUGCUGUUCUUGGCGUCUUUCACCGCCACAGCUCUGCUCACACUGGCUCAUAGCCUUCCGGUCGCAGCUCCGUCGGAAGCAAGUGAAAAUGUGACUGUGUUGUAUUUCUCGGAGUAUUACACUAAGCCCUACUGCAGAUACGGGCCAUUCCUCGUGGGCCUCUUUCUGAGCAUUUUCAUGCACCAAAACCACCAGGCAAACAUUCUUAAAACCAAGGUGCAGGCCAUGCUGGGGUGGAUUUGCUCCCUGUCUACCCUGUUCAUAGUGGUCGCCCUGGCGUACGUGGUGGAUGACGCCCCUGCCACCUCCUCGCCGGCCGCUGUUCUGUACCAGGCCCUCCACCGGACCCUGUGGGCGGCGGCCGUGGGCUGGGUCAUGCUGGCAUGUCGGGAAGGCUACGGAGGUCUGGUGGACCGGCUGCUUUCUUGCCGGCUCUGGACUCUCCUGGCCAGCAUCAGUUACGCUUGCUACUUGGUGCACCCUAUCCUCAUCAUGCUCUACAACGGGCUUCAAGAAACGCUGAUUCACUUCACUGACACCAACAUGUUCUAUCUUUUCUCUGGACACUGUUUGCUGACCUUCGUCAUUGGGCUGGCCCUGACGCUGUGCAUUGAGAAACCAUGUCAGGAACUGAAGCGGCACCUGCUGGGACCAAUGCCUGCAGGGCCAUGA